CUGUCCCAAAACUCUUAAUAAGAUAAGGAGAUUACACCUAGUCUCGAUCAACACUGGUACUCCGUUACAGUUCAGAUGUUUGCUCAAGUGUAGAACUAUUGUAUUCGGUCUAGUCUGCUAGAGCUUCCACCAAUGAAGAGAGCAAGACUGUGAACCAUAGCAAACGUCAUCCUGAGAUGAGUCCAACCUAAAGAUUUUCAUUGAAGAUGGACAUCUACAAUGUUCUUCCCUCAAAUGUCACAGUCUACCGAGUGUCAAAUGGAGGAGAAACAGCUAUUGGUGUCUAUUUGGUGAUACUAGGAUGGCUUUCUUGGAUUGGAAAUGGGGUUGUAAUACUACUUUUAACCAAGCAAAGAAAGUCUCUGGAACCACAGGAUUUCUUGACUCUCAACCUUGCCGUUUCUGACGCCAGCAUUGCUAUUUUUGGGUAUUCUCGAGGAAUCCUUGAAGUUUUUGAUGUUCUCAGGGAUCAAAGCUAUCUUAUAAAGACAUUUUGGACUUGCAAGGUGGAUGGAUUCCUAAUCCUUCUCUUCGGACUCAUCAGCAUCAACACACUGACAGCCAUCAGUGUCAUCCGCUACAUCAAAGGUUGCCAGCCUCAGCAUGCUCAUCACGUCAACAAGCGUAAUAUCUGCUUGGUCAUUACUGCAGUCUGGCUGUGCUCUCUGUUCUGGGCUGGAGCUCCGCUGCUGGGCUGGGGCAGUUACAGAGCUCGUGGGUAUGGGACGUGUGAAAUCGACUGGAAGCAAGCGCUGUACUCUGUUCCGGUCAAGCUCUACGUCAUGAGCAUUUUCUUCUUUAACUUCUUUGUGCCGCUAUUUGUUAUAGUUUUUACAUAUGUGUCCAUCAUCCGAACUGUCAACUCUGCGAGGCAGAGAAAGAUUGAACGCAGCAUCACACGGGUCUCCCUCAUUCUGUGUGCAGCCUUCCUGUUGGCCUGGUCCCCGUAUGCAGUCAUUUCCAUGUGGUCCGCCUGGGGUUACCAAAUACCCCAACUCAACAGCAUCCUGGCCAGCCUCUUUGCCAAGUCAGCGAGUUUCUACAAUCCGUUUAUCUACAUUGGCAUGAGCUCUAAGUUCCGAAAGGACCUGCAGGCUCUGUUCUACUGCCUCAGACCCACAUCAGCGCACAGGCACACCCCUCCUGUGCCAUUGGCCCGGCCUGGUGAUGUGCAGCUCGACGUCGAUGGCUUUGAGGAUGAACCGGUGGACCCUAAUGCAAGCGAAAACAUACAGGAGGGAAAGGCAGAGAGCCCUACUGAAUCAGAGCGCCAGGACAGGCCCUUACCAGAGUCAGGCAAGUGUGUCAGUCCUCAUGGAUUAAUGAGGAAACCCAGCGACUCUGGAAGACUUUAGCUGUCUUUUAUGUUUGUUUAUGUCCUCUGAAUGUUUAUAUAAGAUGAUGAGAAUAAUAUUAGAAUAAUACAGUACAUUCACUGUCUCUAUUAUUUUAAUUUCGACACUCCAGGCUACUAGUGAGUCACGUCAUCUACAGAUGCUUCAUGUUGAACAUGAGGUCAUUGUGUGAAUCCAAUAAAGUCGAGGUUAAAGGUUUUAUGUCGCUUCAUCUC
Messenger RNA from Cyprinus carpio (common carp), 1570 nucleotides. It is a transcript of the gene opn6b, whose product is annotated as opsin 6, group member b. Gene Ontology annotation, cellular component: membrane. The transcript is spliced from 6 exons. Bases 207 to 1355 code for a protein of 382 amino acids. The record is from RefSeq and is a predicted model, not a curated record. Gene Ontology annotation, molecular function: G protein-coupled receptor activity. Lineage: Eukaryota; Metazoa; Chordata; Actinopteri; Cypriniformes; Cyprinidae. Gene Ontology annotation, biological process: G protein-coupled receptor signaling pathway.